This is a messenger RNA of Ogataea philodendri, 3240 nucleotides long. RefSeq lists its product as uncharacterized. Lineage: Eukaryota; Fungi; Ascomycota; Pichiomycetes; Pichiales; Pichiaceae. Bases 1 to 3240 code for a protein of 1079 amino acids. The record is from RefSeq and is a predicted model, not a curated record. The transcript has a single exon. Gene Ontology annotation, cellular component: nucleus. Gene Ontology annotation, molecular function: protein binding; double-stranded DNA binding; transcription coregulator activity. Gene Ontology annotation, biological process: regulation of transcription by RNA polymerase II.
AUGGACGGACUACUUUCCAUGAGCCCCCAGAUGGGCGAGCCGAUGUCUGAUCUUUUUGGGUCGCAUCUUGAAGAAAAAGACGUUCUUGACGAGUUUCUCGACAUGAGGCUGUACGAACAAGGCACACGGGCCGUGGAGCUUCACGAACAACACGAUCAGUUCGACCAAGAACUACACGAAAUGGUGAAGCAACAGUUUGCCGACCGUUCCCCAAAUGCCAUCAAAGUCGAGCAGGAGGAGUUCCCCGAGUUUGUCACUCCAGAAGAGAACUUUAGCCACCAUGUGUACACAAAUGACCAGUCAGAAGAAUUCGACCUGUUUGAACAGAGCCGGCAGGAACUGAUGAAACUCAAGUUCGGAGGACUGGGUAACGCCCCCGAUUUGCCAAGUUUCGAGGAACUCGCAGACAAAAUCCAGAUGAAGGGCGACACUAACGACGUCACCACAAGCACACUACCCCACGACUACAUCAAUGACAACAGCAGCCCAAUGUACAACUUGGAAAUCAAGGAACUGCCGUCCUCCUCCAGAGUGGAAACCCAAAUGAAGAUCCAACUUAGCAUAUCUCCUCCGCCACCACAGUUCCUGCUCCAUCUUCCAAGGGACACGAUCGCCAAGCCUAAACUCACGCUCGAAAGCUCAGAGGUCCCCGACAGCGUGAAACCUCACAUGCUGUUCUUGGAUACCUUUGUGGUUGGUGCAAGCAACCACUCGACCUCCGACGCACACUAUGAACGGCUUCGGUCCUGUAACGUGUGUAAACGGUGCAUGAGAAGAGAAAUGAAGAGGGCUUCCAGAAGAAAACGUGGUAUUGCUGAGGACUCGAUCAACUGGAACCUGAACGUGCCGAGAAGAGCCAUCAUUUUCAACAGUAAAGAAGUGAUUUCUUUCCCAAGACCAACAGGAAACGGAUCCAACGAGAAGACCAUUGACCUGCUCACGAGAAUUGUGUGCUACUGCAGACACCACCAGGAACCUAAUGGAUUCAAGCUGUUCUUUGUGCUAAAGGACGCAAACGACAAUAUUCUGGGUAGAACGUUGUCGAAACCGAUUUUGAUUAUGGACCGGAAGAAGCUGUUGAAGGACGGGGAGCAGUCGUACUCUCCAGAACAGGAAAUGCAGUCGAUCAAGCAGGAGCCAAGGUCCAACCUCCACUCGGUCGACGAUUCUUCCAGCGAGAACACCAGCGCCAGCACCGCAACGCAUCUCACAACCGCAGCCUCGCUCAUCACGCAACAACUGCCGCUCGCAGACGAUUCACGGACAUUCAAGCGUCAAAAGAGACAUUUGUCGCCUGCGGACAGCUCGUCAGGUACGUACUACGACGCUGUGCAACAACAUAGAUCCAAACCGAUGAUGGCAACGCGUCAGGACUCGGUUUCGUCCACUAUCAGCAAAAAGGAUCCAACCUCUCCAAUGAGCUCCGACAACUUGUCUCCGCAAAACUGUUUUGGAACCUCCUCGGCAACAAGCAUCUUCUCCACAACGCCGGAGAAGAAGUCGUCGUCUUUCGCACACCUCGCACAAAACCACUCGAACGCCAACAUCGCUGGCACCCUUGGGCAGUCGACCGCCUCGUCUUCGGUUCCCACCAUCCAGAGAAUUAUUCCUGCGCAGGGACCGAUCAGAGGUGGUAUUGAAGUCACUCUACUUGGUUCAAGCUUCAGGCCGGGCCUCACAGUCAAGUUUGGCUCGAAUGUGGCUCUUGCUACGCAUUGUUGGUCGGAUUCUACAAUUGUCACAUAUCUGCCUCCCGCUUCGCAGCCUGGUCCGGUGCUUGUGACGUUUGAGGACUCGUCCAGAGACGGUAAGAACGGUGUUUUGAACUCGUCUUCGCAGCAGGUGUUCACCUAUACCGAUGAUUCUGACAGACAGCUUGUUGAGCUGGCUUUACAAAUUGUUGGGCUCAAGAUGAACGGAAAAUUAGAGGACGCGAAAAAUAUCGCAAAGCGCAUCAUUGGAAAUAACAGCUCCAAUGUCCAACAGCAGCAGCAGCAGCAAAAGUCGCGCCAAUCGUCGGAUUAUGGCGAUUGGGUCGAGCAGGCCACUUUGAAGAUGACAGAACUGUCUAAGACUUCUGUGGACCAUGAAGAGAUGCUGCUGAAGUUCCUGUCGAUGUUGAAGCUGCCAAACUCUCCAAUUGCGGUUCCAAACUGGGCCAUCUGCACGCCUGAGGGCCAGACGAUGCUCCACUUGGCUUGCAUCAAGGGCUACGGCAAGCUUUGUCGGUACCUUGUGGAGAACGGUUGCAAGCUGGAUUACCGUGACAUGAGCGACAUCACGCCUCUGCACUAUGCGUUUGUGAACGGACAGCGUGGUAUCAUCAAGCUUUUGGUGAAUUACGGUGCUGUUGCGUCAACGAAGCUGAACAACGGUUUGACAUUGAAGGACAUUUCGGACUCCAACGUGCUGGAUCUGCUUGAAGGCUCCACUGGAGGCCAGUUCCCAUCGGUGAGCAGACGGUUAUCGAACGACUCGAUCGACUCGAUCUUCGACGCGUACAAGACCACGAGCUACGAGCCGAAGUUUGUCACUGUUGGCAAGAGCGGGCUCAAGAGCGCGGAUUUCUUUGAGAACGAGUCGCAGGACGGAGACGAAGAGGACGAGUUUGAGGCCGACGACGAGGACGAGCUGGAGUCGGACGCGGACCUUGCUGUUCCUGCCACGGAGCGGGCCAGCAAGACCGAGACCACGGGUGUGAGUUUGUGGCUGAAGAUGAGCAAGGCGUUUGGCAAGAAACUGUCGUCGAUGCCUGUUCCUAGCGACACCGACGAGAGUGAGGACGGCCAGGAGGAGCUGCUUCCGUCGUACCAGGAGCUGUUCCCUACGUACUCGUCUUCGCGGUCGCUGAUCAACUUCCGGGGUCACGACUCGGAGUCCAAGAAGAGCGCCAAAGCCAAGCUGCAGGAGAGCACCACGACGUCUCCGAUGGAGAUUUCGCUCAAGGCUUCGCAAAAGACGUUGGACGCAGACAAGCGUCUGUUAUUCUUCUGGCUGCCGUUCAUGCUGUUACUGUUGCUGGUUCUUGUGGGCAACCAGCUGGAGCUGAUCACGCUGGACAAUUUCACGGUUGUUUCCAACACGAUCGACGGGAGCCGGAACGUUCUUGGACGGCUGAUGCUGGGCAAAGAGCGGUUUACCGGGCUGUUGAACGAGAACCUGAACUACGGACGAGAGCGGGUGAACAACCUGCUGAACGACGUGAACGGGGCGGUUUUCACUGCGGUGGCCGGCCGUUGA